Messenger RNA from Lachnellula hyalina, 666 nucleotides. Its product is annotated as Peroxyureidoacrylate/ureidoacrylate amidohydrolase. Bases 1 to 666 code for a protein of 221 amino acids. NCBI's taxonomy places the organism in Eukaryota, Fungi, Ascomycota, Leotiomycetes, Helotiales, Lachnaceae. The record is from RefSeq and is a predicted model, not a curated record. The transcript has 2 exons.
AUGCAGCAACAUUUACGGAACACAAAGCAGCCGUUCACUAAGAUGGUCCAACUCGAUUCCGCUCCAGCGCUUGUGGUGGUCGACAUGCAAAACGGCUUCUGCCACAAACAAGGUAGCUUCGCAAAGAUGGGCAUGCAAAGCGAACCAACAGCGAUUAUUCCGCACAUCAACGAGCUGCGCUCCGCGUUCCGCGCUGCUAAUAUCCCGGUCUUCUUCCUGAGGACAGGAUACAACGCCGACUACUCUGAUAGACGCGGCCGCGACGCACGGGAUCGUGUUGAAGAACUACAAGGUCUGGUACGAGGGUCUUGGGAUGCCGAUAUCCUAGACGAACUUACGCCUGAGCCCAACGAAAAAGUUGUCGACAAAACGAGAAAUUCUGGUUUCUUUCAGACGUCGCUAGAAAGUACCCUAAAGGAGCGCGGAGUCAAUCAUUUGAUUUUGACAGGAGUGGGGACGGAUGUAUGUGUCGAGUCGACGGCAAGAGAUGCCUAUCAGAUGAACUUCGCCGUUACUACCAUAAGUGAUGCGACUGGGACAUGCAAUAAGCCAGACCAUUUAGCCGCUCUACACACCCUACGAAUAUUCGGCGGCACGGCGUCGACGGCAGAAGUGAUUGAAGCUUUGCAAAAGUCACAAGACUUGCGCAAUCAAAGAAUGUCAUAG